Messenger RNA from Colletotrichum lupini, 342 nucleotides. RefSeq lists its product as uncharacterized. Lineage: Eukaryota; Fungi; Ascomycota; Sordariomycetes; Glomerellales; Glomerellaceae. The coding region runs from base 1 to 342 and encodes 113 amino acids. The record is from RefSeq and is a predicted model, not a curated record. The transcript has 4 exons.
AUGGAAAAUACUGGCCACUGCUUUCAGCAUGUGUUAUGUGCUAUGCAUAUAGCCUUUGAUGGGCUCGAGACUCGAAAAGAUGAAUUCAAAAAUUGCGAGACGCUAAUUGAGAUCCCUCACGGAGCAUUCGGAAGCCGUCAAUAUGUGGAUUGGUAUCAUGCAGCAAAGACCAUCAGAGGAACACGUGAACACAAGGCUCUGGCCACAUUUUGGCUUUACCCUCAGACGCUUCAUAGAAGACUGAUCGAUAUUGGCCUGACUGGUACAGGUCUCAACCCAGCUAAGUUCCUGAAUAAAUUUGGUCAAUUCUUUACAGAAGCUGGAUGCAACGAUUUUGAAUAG